This is a messenger RNA of Phyllopteryx taeniolatus (common seadragon), 2121 nucleotides long. It is a transcript of the gene neurl2, whose product is annotated as neuralized E3 ubiquitin protein ligase 2. The transcript is spliced from 2 exons. Gene Ontology annotation, molecular function: ubiquitin protein ligase activity. The coding region runs from base 210 to 1088 and encodes 292 amino acids. Lineage: Eukaryota; Metazoa; Chordata; Actinopteri; Syngnathiformes; Syngnathidae. The record is from RefSeq and is a predicted model, not a curated record. Gene Ontology annotation, biological process: intracellular signal transduction.
AAAAAUAGCCCCGCCAGAAGCUUCCUAAGUGGGUGAAAGGCUGAAUGCUGGUGUUGCUGUCCCUAUUGCCGAACUUUUGUUUCUAGAAUGACCACAAUCCACUAAAAGUCUGUUACUACAGUUACUUGCAAAUUUUCAAUAAUAGCGCUAUGCUCUUCAGCUGGCUAGUCACUUCCAUUACCAGCCUUAGGGUGAAGGUGUAACAAGAGAUGGAAGCUUUUCCAGACCAGUUCAUGGAAUUCCACCCUAUCCAUGGGACGAAUGUGCAGCUGGACUCCUCAGGGACCCAGGCAACGCGGGUGGAGAGCUUUGCCAAUGGAGUGUGCUUUAGCAAACAACCCUUAAAACCCGGAGAGAUUUUCCUCAUCGAGAUUGAGGACAAGGAGCUAGGCUGGUGCGGCCACCUCCGGAUCGGUCUGACCGCCAGGGACCCUAGAGACUUGGAGGUGGUCCCUGAAUACUCAAUCCCAGACCUGACAGACCUGGGUGACAGCUGGGUGUUCGCCAUUACUCGUAACCACAACAAGGUCACGGAGGAAGUGGAUCCAGGAGAAGGUGGCCAAGACCUUAGAGAGGGACUAGCUGGGGGUCAGAGACCCGGACGAGAGGAGGCUGAAAACAACAACGACGACAACAGCAAACCAAAGACUUUUUUCACAGACUCUCAUUUGCACAUUGAGAAUGUUUGGAUCCCCAGAGACAAGCUUGUUGGCCGCAGCCGGCCUGGACGCUUCAGCCACAUUCUGGACGACUUGUACAAGACCAACACUUUGCCGCCUACAGCCAGACGCAGCCGGAUAGGAGUUCUGUAUGUACCGAAAGGCCCUGAUCUAGGUGACAUGCAUAUCGUCAUCAAUGGGGAGGACAUGGGUGCUUCUGCAAGAGGCAUCCCCACCAUAGAGCCUGUUUAUGCUGUAGUGGAUGUAUUUGCUGCUACUAAGUGUGUCAGGAUUGUGCAGGUGGAGUAUGGAUUCUCCUCCUUGCAGACACUGUGCAGGAAGUCCAUCCAGAAGCACAUUGUCCACAGAAUGGCAAUUGACUGGCUGGAGCUACCAGAGGCACUGAAGCACCUCUGCAAGUACGAGUGAGAACUUGAACAUCCUUAACAGGCGGAGACAUCGAAGAACUUUCUGACUUGCGAGAACAGAAUAAAGUGAAAUGGGAUUGUUUAGAUAUUGUCACCAUGGUGAAGAGGUGAUUAAUUAAUAAUUGUGUUUAAUUAGGAUACUCAACCACAUAAUAAGAGACCACACACUAAACACAAUUUUGUAAACAAUGCGUUCCAAGAUAAUACCAGGUGGCAGAAAAGUGAUAACCUGAACUGAAACAAUGACAAAACGUGUUGUGUUUGGUGUUGCGCCGCCAGAUAUACCCUCAAAUGUUUUGUUCUUUUCAAGUUCCUUCAAAAAAAUCUAAAGUAGUCCAGCCUGUUGUGAGAAGGAUAAAUCAAGUAAAUAGGGUGGAGUAUCCACUUCAAAAUGGACCUACCAACCAAACCUCCACCAUCGGGGUUGUGCAAGUCGUUUCUAUCUAUAAAUAUCUUUAAAUAGUUGGUCAGGUUGUCUUUUGAGUAAUUGGUCAAACAUGAUUGCUAGCCUGCUAGCUAAGGUCAACUAUAUUGGGCAUGAUCCAGUUCUCCGACAAAAGAGAAAAUCUGUGUUAUUAAUCUGAAAAACAGAACAGGUGAUGAAAAGGUCUAUAUGGAAAUAUAGCCUUCUGUAGUUUGGUUCCCUUUCCAGCUACAACAGCUUCCACUUUCUACAAGAUUUGUGUCUGAAGAACAUUUGUCUGUUCAUCCAUUACUCAUCAAUCAUGACUCAUCCUAGACCAUCUCUGUUCCAGUUCAUACCUUCACACAGUUCCACGUCUGCCAUGCCAAACUCAUCCAACCAUGCCUUUAUUGACCUUGCUUUGCGCAUUGUAUGGCACAGUUGGACACGGAAUUGUCCAAAAGGUCUUGGUAAGCGAGAAAUGAAGAUUCAGGGGGAACUAAGCGCCCCACAUUGAAGACUGAAUCAAUCCAAGUUGUGUCUGAAAGACAUUAUAUAUGGUGUGGCUUCUAUAGUGUGCUCAGGUCACACCCAUUCACCAAAGUUGCCUAAUAAAAGAACAUUUUGCCUC